Molecule: messenger RNA, 1196 nt
Organism: Rhinichthys klamathensis goyatoka
Lineage: Eukaryota; Metazoa; Chordata; Actinopteri; Cypriniformes; Leuciscidae
Gene: cd164
Product: CD164 molecule, sialomucin
Exons: 6
Coding region: 84-611 (175 amino acids)
Cellular component (GO): cytoplasmic vesicle
Source: RefSeq, a predicted model, not a curated record
AUCCACAGCAGCACUUCAGUGAAACUGCAGACAGCUCGAACUGAACGCACGAACGAGGACUGAGAAUAGACCAAUUAGACACCAUGGUUUGGAGACUUUUCUUCGUGACAUUAUUACUAGCCCUAUUGGGAUCAAUGACAAGACAGGAAUCAGUGACGGAUGAAGUCUGUGGUUCAUUGGUAUCUUGUGAUGCAUGUGAAAAUGUGACUUCCUGCCAGUGGAUGAACUGCACAGGUGAUGUCAGUGCAGGCGUACCUAAGUGUGUUAAUAGCAGCAGUGUUGAUAACCAAACAGCCAACUGCGUGAAUAUGACCUGCACAGAACCAACACCGAGCUCGACCUCGACAGUGAGCCCCACCGCCGCUAACGCUACCAAUGCUACCACGAUAAUCGCUUCCUCGACAAUCACCUCCACUUCAGCUCCGACUACAAACGCGACCGCCGCAAACGGUACAUCAACCGCGUCACCUACAACUUCUCCAUCUAAGACGUCCACAUUUGAUGCCGCCAGUUUCAUCGGGGGAAUUGUGUUAGUCCUUGGCCUUCAAGCUGUCAUCUUUUUCCUUUACAAGUUCUGCAAAUCCAAGGAUCGCAACUACCACACCCUGUAACUCUCUGCCACCUGGAGGCCCCACACGGCACCACAAAACCUACACUCCGACCCCAAAAGAGAGAGAGAGAGAGAGAGCAGUACACACAGAUUCUAUGAUAUUUCUUAAACACUCUUGUGAUUCCCCCAUGUUUAGCCUCAUAAUUUGAUGCCUGUGAUUGGAGCUUAAGAAUUCAUUUAUAUUAGAGCUCUCACAAGCACUCAAGUUCGUUAACACAAAUUCACAAAAGUUUUUUUGAGCUGUGGAAUUAUGGGGUGUGCAAAAUGUGUCCUGCUGCUUUCAUGAACAACCACAACUUUCCAAAUUAAGUUAUGUCUUUAAAUGUUUCAAUUAUUUCAUUUUUGAUGACCACACAGUGAUUCGUCCCCUCAAUAUCUGGGUGUUUCCUCUGAGAAGGGGCAUGAGCCAGAAUCUUCUCAUCAUGCCUGUGGCAAUACUUCCCCCAUUUCCAGUGUUAAUUUCACUAUGGUCAGGUAUCUUCACUAGAACAGUGUUUUAUACAGUUGCCAUGACUUAUGGUUUUUUAUAUUCUACCCAGUCAUCUUCACCAAGUGCAAAAGUAAUAUCCGUUUAGUUUAGGAGUGA